AUGGCCGAAGGAAUGCUCCUUGCCGUUGCACAAAAAAUCAUUGAAGAUUUGGGCUCUUGGGCUUUCCAAGGGAUCGUAUCGCAUUGGGAUGUCGAAGCUGAACUUGAAAACAUCAAGAACACUGUUUCCACGAUUCAAGCUGUACUUCGGGAUGCAGCAGAGCAGCAGAGUCAUAGCCAUCAAGUUAAGGAUUGGCUUGAAAAGCUUAAGGACGCAGUUUAUGAAGCAGAUGACCUGUUGGGUGAGUUCUACACUGAACUCACCGAAGCUUUACAACAAGGAGGGAUGAAUGAGAAUAUUGCAAAAAAGGUACGCGGUUUCUUUUCAACUUCAAACCCAUUUGUUUUACGUCGAGAGAUGAGUCGUAGAAUAAUUGAGAUGAAGCAGAAACUAAAUGCUAUAGCGGAAGAUAGGAAAAUGUUUCAUUUGAAAGACUACCAUGUAGAGCCACCUGUGAGUAUGGAUAGGGAAGAGACUCACUCAUUUGUGCUUGAUGAAAAAGUUAUUGGGAGAGAAGAUGAUAAAGAGGCCAUCAUAAAACUGCUAUUGGAGCCUAAUGAUGAAGAGAAUGUUUCAAUUAUUCCUAUAGUGGGGAUUGGUGGGUUAGGAAAGACCACACUUGCUCAAUUUGUAUACAAUGACAAGAACAUCAAAGAACAUUUUGAGCUAAAAAUGUGGACAUGUAUAUCUGACGUCUUUGAUGUGAAAAUGAUUAUUCAAAAAAUAAUAUCGGCUACAGGUAAGGAACCUGUAGACCAUAGCAUGGAUAAAUUACAAGAUAAACUUCGUAAAAUAAUUAAUCAAAAGAAGUACUUACUUGUCUUGGAUGAUGUGUGGAAUGAGGAUCCUCACAAAUGGGAUAGUUUGAAAGACCUUUUAAUGGGUGGUGCUAAGGGAAGUAAAAUUGUAAUAACUACACGUGGGAGAUUGGUAGCAGAGAUUACAUGCCCAACUUCAAUAUACACUCUUAAAGGUCUCGAUGAAGAACAGUCUUGGUUGUUAUUCAAACAAAUAGCAUUUAGAAAAGGGCAAGGGCAAGGGACCAAUAAUCCUAGACUAGAAGAAAUUGGAAGGGAAAUUGUGCACAAGUGUCAAGGGAUACCCCUUGCCAUAAAGUCUAUAGGAAAUGUACUGCACUUGGAGAAAACAGAGCAUAAAUGGUCAUAUGUCAACAAUAAUAUACUAGAAAGUGCAACUCAACAAAAAAAUGACAUUUUUCCAAUUCUAAAGUUGAGUUAUGAUUAUCUUCCAUCACAUUUAAAAAGUUGUUUUGCCUUUUGUUCCUUGUUUCCUAAAGAUUCUGAGAUUGAUAAGGUGACACUUGUACAACUAUGGAUAGCACAAGGUUUUAUCCGACCAUCAAACAAAAACCAAGAAUUAGAAGAUGUUGCAGAUGAGUAUUUCAAGGAUUUGCUUUGGAGGUCCUUCUUCGAAGAAGUGACAAAUGCAAUGGGAAAAUUAAAUUACAAGAUGCAUGAUUUAAUUCAUGAUCUUGCACAAUUAGUUGCAGGGCCAGAGUGCACAAUAAUUACUUUGGAUCGAAACAAUUUUGAUGAAAAACCUCGUCAUGUGUCACUUCCAUUAUAUAUUGACUUAUCUUUUAUUGAAACUUCAAGUUUGCUAGUUAGAGCAGAGAAGUUACGUACAUGCCUUCUAACUUUUAAACCUAAUAAGUCUGGUAAAGCGGGGAAACUAGAUGAAUCAAAGUUGAAUAAACUUAUUUUGAGUUGCAGAAGAUUGCGUGCAUUGGGUUUAUGUGGAGUGCAUAUUGAGAGAGUGCCAGAUUCUAUUGGAAAGUUGAUACAUCUUACUUAUCUUGAUUUUUCUGAGAAUCAUGGUAUUGAAACUCUCCCUAAUGCUAUUUCUAGACUUUGGAAAUUGCAAACACUAAAAGUCAAUGAUUGUCAGAAGCUUAAAGAAUUACCUAGAGACAUUAGAUUUUUGGUUGGCCUCAGGCAUCUUGAGAAUAGCUAUUGUGGGCGAUUGAGUCAUAUGCCUGAUGGAUUAGGGAAAAUGACAUGCCUUCAAACGUUAUCAUUAUUUGUUGUGAGAGACAACCAAGCUUCUACCUCUGGGCCCAUUAGUAGUGGGCUAGACGAAUUGAAUUCGCUAAACUCCCUGAGAGGAAAACUACAAAUCUCAAAUUUGAGAUGUUUGGAAGAUGUUUAUUCAGAACCCAAUGCUGCCAAUUUAAGGGCAAAACAAUAUCUUGACCGGUUGUCAUUAUUAUGGCAUGCAAAUGAUCAUUAUUUUUGUUCUGAUGACGACAACGAUGGUGAUGAGAAGUUAUUAGAAGGCCUCCAACCACACCAAAAUCUUAAAUUUUUGUCUGUGAAUGGUUAUGGGGGUGUGAGAUUUUCAAGUUGGCUUUCGUUGCUCACAAAUCUGGUUGAUUUAUCUAUAACUGGUUGUAAGAGAUGUCAACAACUUCCACGAUUGUCUCGACUCCACUCUCUGGAACGUCUAUCGCUUCAUAAUAUGGAAGUUUUGGAGUACAUAUCAGAUGGUGAUAUAAAUGAGGAGUUUCAUACUUCAUCCUUAUUCCCAUCGCUAAAGUCAAUUUCUAUUAGGCGCUGCCCUAAUCUGAAGGGAUGGUGGAGGAGCACAUCAACAACAGAUCACCAACAACAUCCGCAUCACCAGUCACUGCCUUCAUUCCAUCAUCUUUCUGCUUUAUAUAUUCAGUUUUGCCCUAAUCUAACUUCCUUACCUCCAUUUCCGUAUCUUGAAGAAAGUCUAUUUUUGGAACAAGUCAGUUUGAAACCUUUACAACGGACAAUAGCAAUGAAUUUGUCGCUUCCUUCUUCCUCCUCUUUCUUGUCCUCUCCUUUCUCCAAAUUAAAGUCUAUGAAUUUAAGUUUUAUAAAGGAUACAGAGGCUCUACCAGAUGAGUGGAUGUCAAACCUGAGUUCUCUCAAGCAACUAAGCAUAGAAGGAGGCCCUAAGCUGAAAUCUCUAUCUCUAGCUGUGCCCCAUCUCACCUCACUCGAGAGCUUGGAGAUUCAUAAUUGUGAGCUGUUUGAUUCAAUUAGUGACAUGGGUGAUGAUGGCAUCGAAUGGCAACAUCUGAAAUGCCUCAAUUCUCUGCGAUACGACAGCGUUCUGAAUUUGAAGUCUAUUCCAUCCGGGCUUCAACAUGUUUCAGCUCUGCGAAAGCUUGUGAUUUCUAAUUGCCCCAAUUUGACGAUUCUCCCAGAGCUCACCUCAGUUGUAUACCUUCAAAUUUCAAAAAGCCCUAACCUAACAUCAAUUCCCGAUGGGAUUACUAAUCUCACAUCCCUUGAAGAACUUCACAUUUACGAUUGUCCAAAUCUCAAAUCACUUCCUGAUGAGAUGGUUUCUCUCAAGUCUUUACAAAAGCUAACAAUUGAAGGAUGUCCUGACUUAGCGAAAAGAUGUGAAAGGGGAAUUGGGGAAGACUGGUUCAAAAUUGCUCACGUCCCUGUUAUCAAAUAUUGGAAUUGGUGA
This is a messenger RNA of Quercus lobata, 3468 nucleotides long. RefSeq names its product putative disease resistance protein RGA1. NCBI's taxonomy places the organism in Eukaryota, Viridiplantae, Streptophyta, Magnoliopsida, Fagales, Fagaceae. The coding region runs from base 1 to 3468 and encodes 1155 amino acids. The record is from RefSeq and is a predicted model, not a curated record. The transcript has a single exon. Gene Ontology annotation, molecular function: ADP binding.